AUCGGCGCUCCGAAACGGUGGUUAUCGGAGUCCCUUAUUUAUCCGGUCGGGAAAAGUCGGCUUCUGAUCAGUGAAUUCAUCGGUAGACCAACAUUUUGUGGAGGUGAUAAAAACGCGGAUAUAUAUUCGGCGGAAGAGAGUGAGAGAGAAGUGUUAUGGCAUCGGUUGGUGGUGGAGAGGAAGCGGCGACGGUGUCGCCGAAGAGUCGCGUGAAGUUCUUGUGUAGCCAUGGUGGGAAGAUAUUGCCAAGGCCCAGCGAUGGCCAGCUCAAGUAUGUUGGCGGCGAGACACGUGUCGUCGCCUUUCCUCGCGACAUUGGUUUCUCAGAGCUAAUGAAGAAGCUUGCUGCUAUAGCUGAAACUGACGUAGUACUCAAGUACCAAUUGAUACCAGAAGACUUGGAUGUCUUAGUUUCUGUAACAUGCGAUGAGGACCUCAACCACAUGCUCCACGAAUAUGAUCGCCAUGAGACACAAUUAUCCGAAGGUGGUAGUACCCCAAGGCUUCGAACGUUCUUGUUCUCCUCCCACCCGCCUAUACCAAUCGAAAACCAAAUGAACAAUAUGGCGAGCAAUUCACUCGAGCAACGUUACAUUGAUGCAAUCAACUUAGUACGUAGCCCUAAUUUUAACAUAAGAAGUAGCUCUACCGGCAUUAACCGUCCGACGAUCUCGUCGGCCGGAACAUCCCCAAGAUCAAGUAUUCCUGAGGGAUUUAGUGGGCGAAUGAAUGAUAUGCAUAGGGUCAAUAGCUCUCCUAAUCUUAGUAGCCUUCAACAGCAAAACCACCAUGGUCACCAAAUGCAACAGCAACAUGCACAUUCUUAUUACCCUCCAUCAAGGCUACAUUUCUCGUAUUCAAAUGGGUGUGGACAUGGAAGGGUUGGGACAACCCCUGUCUCAAUGGGUCGAAGUGAUUUUGGAAGGAAACAAAUGAGUCAUGUUCAGACUCCUCGAUAUUUCUCACCAACUAGACGACUUUCAGGAAGUUGGGGAAGCAGUUAUGGACCUGUUGAUGAAGGAGGCAGCAUUCACAAGAGUGGAGAGUUUGAGAAGGGGGAGACUCACCUUCAACACUCUUCUAUGAAACAAAUAUGGGAGUAA
Telopea speciosissima is the source of this 1103-nucleotide messenger RNA. RefSeq lists its product as uncharacterized. The coding region runs from base 156 to 1103 and encodes 315 amino acids. Gene Ontology annotation, molecular function: protein binding. Lineage: Eukaryota; Viridiplantae; Streptophyta; Magnoliopsida; Proteales; Proteaceae. The record is from RefSeq and is a predicted model, not a curated record. The transcript is spliced from 2 exons.